This is a messenger RNA of Frieseomelitta varia, 5992 nucleotides long. Its product is annotated as ankyrin repeat and BTB/POZ domain-containing protein 2. The record is from RefSeq and is a predicted model, not a curated record. Gene Ontology annotation, molecular function: protein heterodimerization activity. Bases 91 to 4443 code for a protein of 1450 amino acids. The transcript has 13 exons. NCBI's taxonomy places the organism in Eukaryota, Metazoa, Arthropoda, Insecta, Hymenoptera, Apidae.
UCCUCGAUCGGGAACGAAGAACGAAGAACGAAGAACGAAGAACGAAGAAACACGUGGUCGACGCGAAAUGCAUCUGGGCGGAAGGAUGACAUGCAGUCAUCGAUGAAACGAAGAUCAUGCAAGAAAAAGUAUUGCGACUGCGUGAUAUGCCGUGAACUGACCGAUUGCAGAAUGUCGGCCAAUCUGGAGGCCCCGGUUCGUCGCGCGGAGGGCAUCAACUUUAUCUUGCGCCGUGCCCUGCCAUUCACUGGCAAAUCGCCGUCCAAAGAGUGGCUAAACAUUAGCAACGACACAGCCAACCCUGGUGACGACGACGACGACGACGACGACGACGACGACGAUUACAAAGAUGGCGCCGCGAUAGACGAGAUUGAUCACGGGAAAGAAAUGGAGAACGAAGCGAUGGCACCGGUAACAACCGGUGCGAAGAAAGGCGACAAAGACGUGGCUCAUAAAACUGUCAUCUAUUUCGGCGACACGAACCAGAAACAAAGCAACAGAUUCAACGAUAAAGAAGCUUCGUCGAAUCGUUGUCAAUUUACGGUUGCCAAAGAUGAAUCAAAGAUGACGGGGUCGAAGAAGGACGAGCAAGUCGUCGAUGAUCGAGACCGAGAUCGAGAUCGAGACGAUGGAGAAAGAUACAGCGGAAAGUCGCUGGUGAACCUGGCAAAGAACGAGGACGUCAAGGUCACGCACGAAAUCGUGGUGAACGUCAGCCCCAGCAGGGAGGACGUGCUGAGAAUCCAAGAGGACGAGAGCCAGGUCGAGGACUAUUGGUCCUUGCCGGGGGAUAACACCGGGUUCAAGGCAGACUGGAGCUUCGUUCAACAGUGGCGCUUGAGGGGCCCGACCGGUGGCAAUGGACGAGAACUGUAUUGCCCUCCAUAUUCGAAGGAUUUCACGGAGAGUUCUCCAAAAAAUGGUAUUCACAAUACGGUCCACAUGGUUGCGGAAAGGGACACGGACAGCGUUGCUCCAACGCCAACGCCAACGCCUCAACAUCCUCAUCACUCUCAACACUAUCAUCUUAAUUUACAUGAAAUUCGUGCGCUUCAGAGGCGACCAGAGUGUACCGGUAAUAGCUCGUCAGAUGAGAACCGAUCGUCCGGGCACGCGAGCAUGUCGGACACAGGUGGGCACACGAGUAGCAGUUCGCCACCCCAUCGUCACCAUAGGGCACACAGUCCGCAACAGCUGAACUCUGUGCCGGAAGACGAUCGCUUAUCGGCCUCGGUUACCCAGAGAAACGGCAGAAAUCGAUCGGGACAGAAUCGUAACAGACACAGAGCUACACCCGCCAAGGUGCCGUGGUCUGGGUCUGGCCUAGAAGAUAUCAAACUAGCAAUUCAGCAGCUUACCAUGCGUUCUCAUAAAUCGUCUUCCACGUACUCCUCUUUGAGCGGCUCCGAGAGUUCAGAACCGGCUGUAAGGAGGCUCAUGAGACACUCGAGCUUAGAAACCAUCAAUACGAACGUGACCAGCGCCGACGAGUUCGUCUGGGUAGACUCUCACAAUCGGUUGGUGGAGUUGCAACAAUUACCGUGGACGCAUCACGACGUCCUUCGCGUGUUACAAAAUGGUCGCACCAGAGAGCACAUGGAGCAAGUAUCUAUGGAAACGAUACCGCGUCUUUCUUACCUGCUGCAACGAGCUCUGGUCAGAAUCGGCCGAGAGACUCAGCGACUGGCUAAACCUGUUGGUUUGUGCAGUAAACACGAGGUGUACAGUGCGUUUAAGAUCGUCCUCUGUCCGGCCUUGGCAGAUUCUUGCACCAAGGCGUGCUUGCGUGCUGCAGCGAUGUUCGCCGUAUCUGGCGAUCAGUUGAAGCAAUCGAAAGCAUCUCGAUCCGGAUUGCAACUGCCAGUGGGACGAUUUCUUCGUUGGAUGUCCGAUGUUCGAUUAGGAAGAAUGAUACACGAGUACGCGGCUAUAUAUUUAACAGCUGGAAUCGAAAAUCUGCUGGAGGAAAUACUAUUGCAGUGCAUACCGACCGAUUCCCAUACAACGUUGACUGCAACCAUGUUGGAACACGCUAUCGCCAACAAUGGAGAUUUAUGGGGCCUCCUUCAACCUUACGCGCAUCUAAAUGCCGGUCGAACGGCAUCAGGUGCACUUGCCAUGCCACGUUGGGCCAGUGUCAGUUCCCUAAAUUCCUCUUCAUCGUCCCGCAGUGGAAGAGACGCGGCAGGGUCAACGUUAGAACCAUCGCUUCUAACAACCUGCGUCGGAUCAAUGCCAGAGUUGAUAGACUUAAUCUCGAAAGUGGCGCAAGUAGGACGCUCAGCUAUACCUCUGACAACCAAGGCGUUGAACGCGCUUUUUUAUUACAUGAGGUGUUCGCAGCUGGAGCACGGUGAACGAGGCCUGGGGAUACAGGAGCUCGCGUACGAACGAGCAUACGUCGUUCUUCCGCCGCUGGUCGAGUGGGUAAGGGUUGCAACCGCUCAUGCAGAACACAGGCACGGACUAAUUGUGGAUCAAGACGACAUUAAUCAAGCUGCCAGAUUGCUGUUACCCGGCGUGGAUUGUCCUGUCAGGCCGAUAUGCUUCGAGGAAGUUUCACUGUGCUCGAAUCGUAUUGAUGACUCAGAAUACGUCCGGCUUUUAACCAUGGACAUGGCCUUCAAGAUGCUAAUAAGCGGUCGCGCAGAUUUAAUAGUUCAAGCCAUGCCUCUCUUGCCAUCGACAAAGAUCAAUACUGUGAAUGAUAACGGCUUCACCGCUUUAAUGAUAACGUGUAUAAAUAACGACGAAACCGCUGUCCUAGCACUGUUAGACGCUGGUGCCGAUUUGAACGUCGAAAGUCCACCUCCGCCUACCGGACAAUCAGCGAAUAUACCUUCCAAGACUCCCGUGGCGCUAAACGUGUCAAAUACUAAAAGUCCAAUGACACCGCCUACUAUGAUGACACCUGGAAAGAAUGCGCAGUCUCUAAAUUCAUCUUCCAGUUCGCCAGGCUCGUCUAGUAACGUUUCCAAUAGUACGUGUUACAACCACCACUCUGGUUUCAACGCGGAAACGCAACAUUGGACUGCUUUAACGUACACGGCGUUGUUAGGACAUUGUAACAUCGCUAGAAUAUUGUUGGAGAGAGGUGCAGCUGUCGAAGGUGGAGCUAAAUUGAGCGAAGACAAAUCUACGGUCACGCCAUUACAAGCAGCCACAGCAUCUGGCAACUAUGAAAUGGUUGCACUUCUUUUGGCUCAUGGAGCUCAGCCGUUUUUGUCUACUUUGAUAAAAGAUUCGUUUUCAUACUCCGGUUCUGCUCAACGGGGCUGUUACAGUGCGAUAUCAGUAGCAACGGUUCAUGGUCAGAGGAGCUGUCUUCAUCAACUGUUGUCUCAUCCGUUAAACUUCUCUGCCAAACGAGGGGAGAAAGAAGUAUUGUCGUUGGAGGAAAUUUUGGCAGAAGGUAGUGCUGGUGCUAGUCCUCAACAACAAACUGUGGACGGAAGAGGAAAUAGAAGAGAAGGGAAAGAACCAGUCUUUAAUAAAGUUCAGACUAAAGCUUUACAAGAAGCAAUGUAUCACAGUGCCGAAAGCAACCAUUUAGAUAUUACGAUGGAACUUCGUGGAUUAAAAGUGGGUUGGACAUUGCACUGCUGGAUGCAUAGUCUUGCAACAGCUCAUGAAAUGAGAUUAGAUUCGGUAAUAGAUCAGUUACUUCAAGAUUUUCUGCAAGUCUGUCCAGAUGACUAUUCAACGCAAUUCGUACAAGAAUGUCUUCCAUUGUUAUUUAACAUCUUUAGAUAUAGUAAAAAAGAAGGCACAACGCUUCUUCUCGCGGAUAUUUUCUGCACGUGUUUUGGAUGGGAACCGAUAAAACCCAUUCGAGACACAACGCUUUCUAGCGGGUCCAGAAUAGAUCCCAAAUUUGUAAAUAAUCCGGAAUUAAGCGAUGUACAAUUCAGAGUGGAGGGCAGGGUGUUCUAUGGACAUAAGAUUGUUUUAGUCACGUCGUCACCGAGAUUUAGAAAUAUGUUAAGUUCAAAAUUGUGCGAGGGAAAUCCUCCUAUUGUACAAAUUAACGAUAUUCGAUACCACAUUUUCCAGAUGGUCAUGGAAUUUCUAUAUCACGGUGGUUGUGCCACAUUAGAAGUUAAUCAAAGUGAUGUUUUGGAAUUAAUGGCAGCCGCGAAUUUUUUCCAACUGGAUAGUUUACUUAGAUAUUGCGAGGCACAAUGUUCUUCCAUGGUUGAUCUUGACAAUAUCGUUUCUAUGUACAUUCACGCAAAGGUUUACAACGCCACACAACUUCUCGAAUACUGUCAAGGGUUUUUACUACAAAAUAUGGUUGCUUUAUUAACUUACGAUGACUCGGUUAAACGUCUAUUGUUCGCUAAGAAAUUGCCUAAUCACGAUGUUCUCGCGGGUCUUCUUCUUACUUUGCAAGCAAGGAUAAAAGCUAGACGAUCUCAACAACAAAAUAAGAUAAAAGCAUAGAGAUACGAUAGACACCAAGCACGGUAUUUAUAUCAACAUUGUGAUUAUGAUUUUAUUUUUACUAUCGUCGAUAGUAAUGAUAAACAUAUUCACGUAUGUUUAAAUAACAUCAUUUAUCUAAAAAAAAAAAAAUAAAAAAAUAAAAAAAAACUACACGUAAACUAAGACUGAGUAUUUCACGAUUUAUUUUUAAUCUUUUUCUAGCGGGUAUUCACAUAUAAAUUAUCACUAAUACGCAUCAGUUUGCAUUCCAUAAGGUAUAUAUUAAUAGAUCAUAAAACUUACGUUUCUGCCAUGUAUUUGUUUCGUCAUUGUUGUGUAGUAUUUUCCGUUUAAGCAUUCUUUGUGUCAACUAUAAAUGUAUAUUUGAUAGCUUUCAAACUAUGCCGUUACAAAUGAAUCUAUCGAACGUAUAUAAUAUAAUUAAAAAAUUUCUAAAAAUUAGUUUAUCCAUCACAAAUUUUUAAAUAAAUAUGUAAAUAAAUAAUUAUCAUAAGUAUAGAAGAUGGUAUAUGCUGUGAAUUUUUAGUGACGAUAAAUUAUUAAUUAUAUAUAACAAAUGAAUAUAUAAAUAUAUAUUUUGUAUAUAAAACAGGCUGAACAGUUUAAACGUGAUAAAAAAAAAAAAAACGAUGAUGCGAAAUAUUAAAAUGUUGUCACGCAUUAAUAGUACAACAUAAUUUGUACACCCCAAUUACAAUAAAUUACAGAUAUUGUGAUAAUAAAUAACUUGUUUCACUUCUCGAAGCUUAAUAAAAUUGCCUAUAUUUUUUUAUCACAUUUCUGUUUACAUAUAAAUUACUGAACUUUGUAGUUUUUAUCACAUUGCAGCAUUAACUUGCAGUAAUUCACGAAAAAGAAAAAAAAAUAGAAUGCAAAGUAUUGUCACAUAAUGUCUAUACUGUCAACGAAUGAAGCUCGUCACACCUUUAAUAAAAUAUUACGAAAAACGUGAUUCAUUUUAAAAUAGAAGGAAAAGAAGAACGAAAUUGCCUACUACAAUUUUCUAGUACAAUAAAACAUCGUAAAAUUCGUUACUGCAAAAUGAAAUUGUUUCUGCUUAGACCUUAACAAUGUAACAAUAUUAAUAUCAUAUAUAAUGCAAUUUAUUUUAAAUGUCAAUGUUUAGUUGUAUAUACAAUGUUCAAGUUAUAAUCUUCAUGAUAAUGUUUGGAGUUUUUAAUUUUGGAAUGCCUAAUAAUCAUACAAGAGUCAAAUUGAUUGAAGAAAACGGCUGUCUCAAUCUUACGAUAAUCUGUACUAUAUUCUUUCUUUCAUUAUUAUCGUUGCAAGCUUCAAGAUAUGGAGAUACAUGCAAAUCAUAAUGAAUAAUGUUAUACUUCUAGUAAAGAAUAAUUGUAAAAAAUGAUAUAUUCACAAUUUAUACAAUUUAAUUAUGCUUAGAUUAAGAAUAUUGAUGUUGUCAUAUGUUCACAAAAGUUCUUAAUUACAUAAAUUAUCGUGUAUUUAAUAAGAAUUAUAUGAUAUAUAUCUCUUGUAAAAAUGUAAGCUUGAAGACAGUUUUGAAGAAGUAAUCAGUAGGCAUUCC